This is a messenger RNA of Penicillium expansum, 1839 nucleotides long. RefSeq names its product FGGY-family carbohydrate kinase. Gene Ontology annotation, biological process: carbohydrate metabolic process. The coding region runs from base 1 to 1839 and encodes 612 amino acids. The transcript has 3 exons. Lineage: Eukaryota; Fungi; Ascomycota; Eurotiomycetes; Eurotiales; Aspergillaceae. Gene Ontology annotation, molecular function: kinase activity; phosphotransferase activity, alcohol group as acceptor. The record is from RefSeq and is a predicted model, not a curated record.
AUGGCCUCACUGCCCUACCAUCGUGCCUCCCAUCAGAGCUCCCGGAAAGCAUCCAGUGACCCUCGGGAGGAUUUGGCAGUUCAUGUUGACCACUAUAUUGGCAUUGAUGUCGGAACUGGCAGUGCCCGUGCCUGUAUCAUUGACGCUAAAGGUGAUAUUGUGGGGUUGGCCUCGGAAAAUAUUGGUCUUUGGCAACCAGAGCACGGUUACUAUGAACAAUCUUCCUCUGACAUCUGGCAUUGCAUUUGUGUCGCCGUUCAACGCGCUAUCAGCCAGCACAAUGUUAACCCUGACACGGUUCGAGGUAUCGGGUUUGAUGCCACCUGCUCCUUGUCAGUUUUCUCCAAUGACACCGACGAGCCGAUCUCUGUAACGGGUCCGAACUUCGAUUCGGACCGCAACGUGAUCUUGUGGCUCGAUCACCGUCCAGUCGAGGAAGCCGCACAGAUCAAUGCUACCAACCACAACCUGCUCCGUUAUGUCGGCGGAAAGAUGUCUAUUGAGAUGGAGAUCCCGAAGGUUCUUUGGCUCAAGAAUCACAUGCCCAAGGAGCUCUUUGACAAAUGCAAGUUCUAUGAUCUGGCGGAUGCCCUUACGCACAUUGCUACGGGAAAUGAAAAGCGAAGUUUCUGCAGUGUGGUCUGCAAGCAAGGAUAUGUGCCUGUUGGUGUCGAUGGGAGCGUCAAAGGAUGGCAAAAAGACUUUUUGCAGGACAUCGGUCUGGGUGACCUGACCGAAGAUAACUUCAAGCGCAUGGGCGGAGUCGACGGGGUGAAUGGUAAUUAUUUGAGUGCCGGUGAAUUGGUUGGGACUCUCUGCGACAAGGCUGCCGCCGAACUAGGCCUGCCGGUUGGUAUUGCCAUUGGCAGUGGUGUGAUCGACGCCUACGCUGGCUGGAUCGGUACCGUCGGAUCCAAGGUCGAUCUGGACGCAGGUCAAACUAGCGCAGAUGUUCCCGGACUUGAUAGAUCAGAGGCCUUCUCUCGCCUUGCGGCUGUCGCAGGAACCUCGACAUGUCACCUUGCCAUGUCACCAGACCCGGUUUUUGUUGAUGGUGUCUGGGGUCCCUAUCGGGAUACCAUCCUCCCCGGAUACUGGAUGGCCGAGGGCGGGCAAUCUGCGACGGGGGAAUUGCUCAAGCAUGUAAUUGAGACUCACCCAGCAUUCAACCAGGCUACUUCAAUUGCCGAAUCAUCCCAUGCCAACAUCUACGAAUAUCUGAACGAGCAUCUCAAAGAGAUGGCACAUGGCCAAGGAGCCCCAUCUAUAUCUUAUCUCGGACGCCACUUUUUUUUCUAUGGUGAUCUAUGGGGCAACCGCUCUCCCAUUGCCGAUCCCAACAUGACUGGAUCCAUCUUUGGCCUAACUAGCGACAAAUCUGUGGAUGGUCUUGCCAUUUACUACUACGCCACCAUGGAGUUCAUUGCGCUACAAACUAAGCAGAUUGUAGAGACAAUGAACAAGGCAGGCCACCGCAUCACCUCGGUGUUUAUGUCAGGCUCACAAUGCCAGAAUGACAUCCUGGUCAACCUCGUUGCAUCUGCCUGCGACAUGCCUGUGCUGAUUCCUCGAUACAUUCAUGCUGCGGUAUGCCACGGUGCUGCUAUGCUCGGCGCCAAGGCUGCCAGCGCUGAUUCACAGGGCAAAACCGAAGAUCUAUGGAAUAUCAUGGAUCGGAUGAGCAAGCCUGGCAAAAAGGUGUUGCCGACAGAAGAUAACAACGAGAAAGCCUUGCUCAGUGUUAAAUAUGAGGUCUUUUUGGAACAGUGCUUCAAGCAACAGAAAUACCGUGGGAUGGUGGAUGACGCCGUGGGGGCCUGGAAGUCCAAGUCUACCUAA